Molecule: messenger RNA, 3486 nt
Organism: Oncorhynchus masou masou (cherry salmon)
Lineage: Eukaryota; Metazoa; Chordata; Actinopteri; Salmoniformes; Salmonidae
Gene: ppil2
Product: peptidylprolyl isomerase (cyclophilin)-like 2
Exons: 20
Coding region: 115-1692 (525 amino acids)
Biological process (GO): protein folding; protein polyubiquitination; protein peptidyl-prolyl isomerization
Cellular component (GO): catalytic step 2 spliceosome
Molecular function (GO): peptidyl-prolyl cis-trans isomerase activity; ubiquitin protein ligase activity
Source: RefSeq, a predicted model, not a curated record
CAAUUCAAAACUUCCGGUUUAGUCAAACGACGAAGUCUAUUUUGAUAUUUUGUCUAGCUAGCGACAUAGUUUAUGAAAUAAGUUUAAUAGUAAUUUAUUAACACCUCAAUCAAAAUGGGGAAGCGUCAACAUCAGAAGGAUAAAAUGUACAUCACAUGUGCUGAGUACACCCAUUUCUAUGGAGGGAAAAGAUCAGAAAUUCCAAAGUCAAAUUUUCGACGUCUUCCAUUUGACCAUUGCAGCUUGUCUCUGCAGCCGUUUGAAUAUCCCAUGUGCACUCCCGAGGGAAUCGUCUUUGACCUGCUGAGCAUCGUUCCUUGGAUAAAGAAGUUUGGCACCAAUCCCAUCUCUGGAGAGAAACUGGAAGCGAAGUCCCUCAUCAAGCUAAACUUCGCCAAGAACAACGAUGGUAAAUACCACUGUCCCGUCCUGUACACAGUCUUCACAAACAACUCCCAUAUCGUCACCAACAAGCUCACUGGCAAUGUGUUCUCUCACGAGGCUGUGGAACAGCUCAACGUCAAGACGAAGAGUUACAGAGACCUGCUCUCUGAUGAACCUUUCACCAGACAGGACAUCAUCACCCUGCAGGAUCCAACCAACCUGGAUAAGUUCAAUGUCUCGGACUUCUUCCACGUCAAGAACAACCUCAAAGUACUGGACCCUGAUGAGGAGAAGGCUAAGCUGGACCCUGGUUACCACCUGAACAGUACGAACAUGGAGACCAGAGAGACCCUGGCGGAGCUCUAUAAGGAUUAUAAAGGAGACGCUCUACUGGCCUCCACCAUGAAGGAACCAAAGGCCAAGAAGACCGACAAACUUAACGCGGCUCAUUACUCUACUGGCAGAGUGUCUGCUUCCUUCACCUCCACAGCCAUGACCCCUGCUACCGAACACACUGCAGAUGCCAUCUCCGAUGACACGGUGCGUUAUUCCUAUGUGAAGAAGAAAGGCUAUGUUCGCCUUCACACCAACAAGGGAGACAUCAACCUGGAGCUGUACUGUGACAAGGUUCCUAAAGCAGGAGAGAACUUCACCAAGCUGUGUAAGAAGGGUUACUACGACGGAACUGUCUUCCACAGAUCUAUCAGGAACUUCAUGAUCCAAGGAGGAGACCCAACUGGGACUGGUUUAGGAGGAGAGUCAUUCUGGGGUAAGCCCUUCAAAGAUGAGUUUCGUCCCAACCUGUCCCACACCGGACGAGGGGUUCUCAGCAUGGCCAACUCAGGACCCAACACCAACAAGUCCCAGUUCUUCAUCACCUUCCGGUCGUGUCCCUACCUGGACAGGAAACAUACCGUGUUUGGAAGGGUGGUGGGAGGCUUCGAGGCUCUGACAGCCAUGGAGAACAUAGAGGCUGAUCCUAAAACCGAUAAACCCAAGUCUGAGGUCAAGCUGCUGAGUGCCACUGUGUUCGUGGACCCUUAUCAAGAGGCAGAUGCCCAGAUUGCAGCGGAGCGUCAGAAGGAGUUUGAGAAGCAGGAGGAGGAUCGAGCUCAGACCAGUUUGUCUCAGAGGAAGACUAAAGCAGAUCAGGCUCCCAAGACCUUCAAGGCUGGCAUAGGGAAAUACAUCAACCCUGUGACCACUACCAGCACGAAGCGUCCAGCAGUGGAGGACAGCGGACCGUCCACCAGUGGAGCCAAGAAGGCCAAAGGAAAGACUGGCUUUGGAGACUUCAGCUCCUGGUAACUCCGUGGACACGCAGCCCCGUGGACACGCAGCCCCGUGGACACGCAGCCCCGUGGACACGCAGCCCCGUGGACACGCAGCCCCGUGGACACGCAGCCCCGUGGACACCUUCUGUGUCCCACCACUACUUUAGACCAGAGCCCUAUGGCACCCUAUUCCCUAUAUAGUGCACUACUUUAGACCAGAGCCUAUGGCACCCUGUUCCCUAUAUAGUGCACUACUUUAGAUCAGAGCCUAUGGCACCCUGUUCCCUAUAUAGUGCACUACUUUAGACCAGAGCCUAUGGCACCCUGUUCCCUAUAUAGUGGACUACUUUAGACCAGAGCCUAUGGCACCCUGUUCCCUAUAUAGUGCACUACUUUAGACCAGAGCCUAUGGCACCCUGUUCCCUAUAUAGUGCACUACUUUAGACCAGAGCCUAUGGCACCCUGUUCCCUAUAUAGUGGACUACUUUAGACCAGAGCCUAUGGCACCCUGUUCCAGAAAUAGUGGACUACUUUUGACUAGGGUCCAUAGGACACUAUGUAGUUAUGGUCAAAUAUAUAGGAAAUGAAGUAACCAGGCUUUGGUCAAAAGUAGUGGUAAAUGUAGGGAAUAGGCUUCCAUUCUGGAUGUACCCCCUGAUACCCUAUUACCCCCUGAUACCCUAUUACCCCCUGAUACCCUAUUACCCCCUGCUACUACCAGUCAGCCCCUGAUACCCUAUUACCCCCUGCUACUACCAGUCACCCCCUGAUACCCUAUUACCCCCUGCUACGACCAGUCACCCCCUGAUACCCUAUUACCCCCUGCUACGACCAGUCACCCCCUGCUACUACCAGUCACCCCCUGAUACCCUAUUACCCCCUGCUACGACCAGUCACCCCCUGAUACCCUAUUACCCCCUGCUACGACCAGUCACCCCCUGAUACCCUAUUACCCCCUGCUACGACCAGUCACCCCCUGAUACCCUAUUACCCCCUGCUACGACCAGUCACCCCCUGAUACCCUAUUACCCCCUGCUACGACCAGUCACCCCCUGAUACCCUAUUACCCCCUGCUACGACCAGUCACCCCCUGGUAUAUUACCCCCUGCUACUACCAGUCAGCCCCUGAUACCCUAUUACCCCCUCCUACGACCAGUCACCCCCUGAUACCCUAUUACCCCCUGAUACCCUAUUACCCCCUGCUACUACCAGUCACCCCCUGAUACCCUAUUACCCCCUGCUACUACCAGUCAGCCCCUGAUACCCUAUUACCCCCUGCUACGACCAGUCACCCCCUGAUACCCUAUUAACCCCUGCUACUACCAGUCACCCCCUGAUACCCUGAUAUAUUACCCCCUGCUACGACCAGUCAGCCCCUGAUACCCUAUUACCCCCUGCUACUACCAGUCACCCCCUAACCCUAUUACCCCCUGAUACCCUAUUACCCCCUGCUACUACCAGUCACCCCCUGAUACCCUGAUAUAUUACCCCACUGCUACUACCAGUUACCCCCUGAUUCCCUAUUACCCCCUGCUACUACCAGUCACCCCCUGAUUCCCUAUUACCCCCUGCUACUACCAGUCACCCCCUGGUAUAUUACCCCCUGCUACUACCAGUCACCCCCUGAUUCCCUAUUACCCCCUGCUACUACCAGUCACCCCCUGCCAUUCGCCUCUCAUGGACAUUUUAUUUUCAUUUUCUGAGUCAUGUGAAUUAUAUAGAAUGUUGUCUUUCACUUAGUAUGACAUCAUCAAAUAAUGUUGGCUUUCUAAUUAUGCAUUUAUUUUAGUUUUUAUUUGUGUUUUAAUAAAUUCAAGUUUUUCCAGUA